This is a messenger RNA of Hypoxylon trugodes, 237 nucleotides long. RefSeq lists its product as uncharacterized. Bases 1 to 237 code for a protein of 78 amino acids. NCBI's taxonomy places the organism in Eukaryota, Fungi, Ascomycota, Sordariomycetes, Xylariales, Hypoxylaceae. The transcript is spliced from 2 exons. The record is from RefSeq and is a predicted model, not a curated record.
AUGCCUUCCUCAAAGGCAAUGAUGGCCACGGCUUUGGCAAAGGCUAACACAGCUGUUCAACUCGAUAAUACCCAAUCUCAUGCCUUCGCUCGAAAAUACUAUGAAGAAGCUUGUGUUCUUCUAUCACAGCUCGUCACUAGAGCUUCCAACGAGAAGGACAAAGAGAAACUGAAAGCUAUUCGACAAACCUACCUACAUCGAAUAGAGCAGCUGGGUGGUGUUAAGUUAGAGGAGUGA